Australozyma saopauloensis is the source of this 870-nucleotide messenger RNA. It is a transcript of the gene RRP42, whose product is annotated as exosome non-catalytic core subunit. Gene Ontology annotation, biological process: U5 snRNA 3'-end processing; exonucleolytic trimming to generate mature 3'-end of 5.8S rRNA from tricistronic rRNA transcript (SSU-rRNA, 5.8S rRNA, LSU-rRNA); nuclear mRNA surveillance. NCBI's taxonomy places the organism in Eukaryota, Fungi, Ascomycota, Pichiomycetes, Serinales, Metschnikowiaceae. Bases 1 to 870 code for a protein of 289 amino acids. The transcript has a single exon. Gene Ontology annotation, molecular function: mRNA 3'-UTR AU-rich region binding. The record is from RefSeq and is a predicted model, not a curated record. Gene Ontology annotation, cellular component: cytoplasmic exosome (RNase complex); nuclear exosome (RNase complex).
AUGCUAUUAUCUCCAGCUGAACGUUCAUACAUAUACGACUCCUUGUGUCAAAAGGACCCUAUACGGCCAGAUGGUCGUACGCCCUUACAGUUCCGUCCACUAGAAGCUACCACGGACUUCUUACCUGGAUCCAAUGGAUCUGCAAGAAUCAGAAUUGCAGAUGGCAGUGAAUGUAUUGUGAGUGUGAAGUCAAAGGUUGUUCUUUCGGAAAAGGAAGCCAAUCUCAUUGAAUGGGAUGUGGAUGUGAGCGGCUACAGAGAUGACUCAAAUUUUGUUUCUAACUUGAAGUUCAGUUUGACGGACUUGUACAUGAAGAACUUCCCCUGUGAGAAAUUGAAGCUUACCGCCAAAUAUUCUUACAAGCUAUUUCUUGACUGUAUCAUUGUUAGUCAUUCAUCAUAUCCCUUGACUCUUGCUACGAUGGCUUCAUACUUGGCUCUCAAAUCAACCAGAUUACCUUUGCUCGUGAGUGAGGUAGACGAUUCGCAGGUAGAAGAACAGCCUACAUUUUCAGACGACUGGGAAAAAGCGCAGUACCUCGCUGAAUUCUUUAAAACCGAGAGUUUCUCUCCUCCUUUGUACAUUACUGUUGGUAUCGUUGGCGAGAAUGUGUUUGUUGACCCAUCAGAAACUGAGGAACAAGUCCUCGAAAAUGGCCUCUUAAUUGGCUACUCUGAAAAGAAAUGCAUUGCCCCUAUCACUAACCUCAAUCUUGCUACAAACUCCAACAAUUCUAACUUCAAAGGCUUUACCCCUGCCUUGCUCAUAUCUACUGUUGACCUUUUGAAGGGACAUCUUUCCUCUAUUGUGGAUGCCUUGGAUACUUUGGACAAGCAAGAUAAGGAAGACAGAACCCAAUCCAUUUUCUAG